Molecule: messenger RNA, 2890 nt
Organism: Phodopus roborovskii (desert hamster)
Lineage: Eukaryota; Metazoa; Chordata; Mammalia; Rodentia; Cricetidae
Gene: Rgs4
Product: regulator of G protein signaling 4
Exons: 5
Coding region: 126-743 (205 amino acids)
Source: RefSeq, a predicted model, not a curated record
AGAGACCCCUACAGGCUUGGGAGCCAGAGGCUCUGAAGAUUCUGACUGCAUCUUUGCUCAAAAUAGAAAGCAGCACUCCUCCUGCUGCCUUUCUCUCCUCGCUGCGAAUCCCACAAUUAAACACGAUGUGCAAAGGACUUGCAGGUCUGCCGGCUUCCUGCCUGAGGAGCGCAAAGGAUAUGAAACACCGGCUGGGCUUCCUGCUACAGAAGUCUGAUUCCUGUGAACACAGCUCUUCACACAGCAAGAAGGAUAAAGUAGUCACUUGCCAGAGGGUGAGCCAAGAAGAAGUCAAGAAAUGGGCUGAAUCACUGGAAAACCUGAUUAACCAUGAAUGUGGGCUGGCAGCUUUCAAAGCUUUCCUGAAGUCAGAAUACAGUGAGGAGAAUAUUGACUUCUGGAUCAGCUGUGAGGAGUACAAGAAAAUCAAGUCACCUUCUAAACUAAGUCCCAAGGCCAAGAAGAUCUAUAAUGAAUUCAUCUCAGUGCAAGCAACAAAAGAGGUGAACCUAGAUUCUUGCACAAGGGAGGAGACGAGCCGCAACAUGUUAGAGCCCACGAUAACUUGUUUUGACGAAGCCCAGAAGAAGAUUUUCAACCUGAUGGAAAAGGAUUCAUACCGCCGCUUCCUCAAGUCUCGAUUCUAUCUCGAUUUGACCAGUCCUUCUAGCUGUGGGGCAGAGAAGCAGAAAGCAGCCAAGAGUUCUGCAGACUGUGCCUCCCUAUUCCCCCAGUGUGCCUAAUUCUCACACGGAGGCAGAGAGCAGACAUGCCAAGACUCUACGCUCUGGAAAAUCUGAGGCCAAAUAUUGAUCUGUACUAAGCACCAAUGCUUUAUCCACGUUGUAGUCUAGCGUCCAUGCUGCCUGCUGUGUGCAAGUCACUCCCAUGUAAAACUAGACUAAGUUGUGGUGUUGGGGUUUUUAUUUCAAAUGUUCCCAAGUUUCCUUAAGGGUGUCAUGUGAGCAAGUCUCCAAGUAAUAUCCCUGUAGGUCUGGAUUUUCAAAGAUUGCUGGCAGUCCCCUGCUUCCAGCAGUUUGACCUCAAGUUAGUUGGUUGGUCCACUUCAUGUGGCAACACAUGCAAUGUCAGCCAGCAGCACUUCCUACAGACUCUCAAUGUUUAGGUGAGAUUGGUGUGUGCAUAUAUGUAUAUAUUAAAUACAUAUAAUAUAUGCAUAUAUGUUUUGUAUAUAUUGUACCUAUGUAUCCAAAUGUAUGUGGAUGUAUAUAUGUAUACAUUCACACAUGCACACACAUUUCUACAAGAGUGAUGGGAAAGACCCUAGGUGCUCAAAUUGGAGUAUGUACACAUGCUUCCACGCAUGUUCUGAUAUCUGGUCCUUCAUACUGUGUUUGAACAGGGCAAAUGAAAUUAACUCCUGUGCAGGCUAAGAAAGGAACACUGACUUGUAGAAAACAAGUUCUGUAAAACCAUUGGGUCUUGAUGGGGAAUAACCAUGUUUAGGCACUGACAGCAGCCUCCAUAUUGAGCACUAAACUAGAGGGUGAAUACUCUGGAAACUCGGCUGUCUGAGACAGAACUGCCUUGCAUCAAAGAUCACGACUGGCACUUUCAAGUCCCUAUGCUGAUGGCCUUCCUCCUUUGCUUAGGUGCUCAGGGCAUGCCGAUUAGCAGCUGGAUCGGUCUAGAGUUGGGAGAUGGGAUAUUUGAGCUGAAUGAAGGAAAACAGUCCAGGUCUUGCCGACUAGCCCUCUUGAGGGCCAUAGGCUAUGUGAGGGCAUAGGACCUGAAGAUUGUCCUAUUUCUUUCCUCUCUUGAUAAGGUGCUUGUCUACUCCCACCCCCUGAGAGCAUCAACUGUCAGAUGAGCCUCCUUAAUUCACUGUGGUUGGUGGUUCACUUUCAGAACCUGGCCUGGCUCAAAUCUACAUGCCUACAUUAGCAAAGCUUCGUCUCAGGAAAGGUUUUGUUUUAUAAGGAGGAAGGAAGUUCUUACAAAUUGAAAAGCCCUCCUUGAUUUUCUGCUUUGAAGUAGGUAAGAGCUUGUCCCUCCUACCCCAAACAUUAAGGCUAGCAGAGAUUGAUGAAGGGAGAAAGGAAAGAAAACGGAAAAGAGAAGAGAGAGGACAGGAUAUCAGUUGGUAGGACUACUGUUUGGAACUUUUCAAGGCACAUGAAAUACUUGAAAAUUUCUCAUUUGUGUUAUUUAUGAUGUUGUUUUGUACAAUGUUUAUAUUAUUGUGUUGUUUUAUAAAUGGAGGUACAGGACAUCACCUGACUUACUAAUGAAUGCCCAUGAAGUAAUUUUCUUCUCAUUCUUCUAAAACUGCUGCUUUUGAGAGCACACACAUACUCAUGCACACACUGUACCCAUUGCUCCAGUCUACAUGGCAUGCAUGCGAACCCCUGUGGCUAAGCCAAUGUACUGAGCUGCAAUAUGAAGACACUGGAGUAGUGUGUAUCUAAGUCUCAUAGUACUGAGGAAAUUGGUUUUCUAACUGUACCUUUCUUGUCUCUCUGACAGUCUUGCUUGUAACGUCCCUAGAGCUCCCUACCAGUGUUCUCCACCCCAUUUUUUGUUAUACACGGUUCCACAAUCUUGUUUGUACAACUCUUUGAUCUUGCCCUAAUAUUAUAUCUCUGAGAUUGUACCUGUACUCACAGACUGCUGUCUCACAAAUAGGUUUGGAAAGUCAUUCCGAAUGAGAAGUAAAUUAUUUUAUGUAAUACAUUUUGAGUGUGUUUUCAAUUGUAUUGCCAUCGCUCUUUGAUAUAGUGAGCCUGCCUGCUGCUGGUCCAUGCAGAGACUGCUCCUUCCGUAUGCAUGCCUGUUUCUAUCAUGUGCUUUGUGGGCCUCAACGCUGAUGCUUCCAAUGAAGCACACACAUCUUGAUAAUAAGAGUAAAUAAAUGCUUCUUACAAAACAA